Molecule: messenger RNA, 585 nt
Organism: Klebsormidium nitens
Lineage: Eukaryota; Viridiplantae; Streptophyta; Klebsormidiophyceae; Klebsormidiales; Klebsormidiaceae
Source: the annotation of a GenBank genome assembly
UACGCGCAGGCCGCCGAUCAGGGCAGCGCGAGGGGGCGGUGCAACCUGGGCGUGUGCCAUUGGUUCGGCAAGGGCGUGGAGAAGGAUCAGGCGCGCGCCGUCAAGCUGUACGCGAAGGCCGCCGAGCAGGGCGACGCAAGGGCGCAGUACAACUUGGGCGUGUGCUACGAGUACGGCACGGGCGUGGAGAAGAACGAGGCGUGCGCGGCCGAGCUGUACGCGAAGGCCGCCGAGCAGGGGGUGUCGGCAGCGCAGGGCAACCUGGGGGAGCUGUAUAUGGACGGGUUGGGAGUACAACAGGAUUGGGCUGCGGCUUUCCAGCUCUUCGAGUCUGCGGCCAAGGAUGCGGAGGCGUUGUCGUCGCGAGUCUGGCUCGCAUGGCUGCUCUGGCACGGACGAGGCACCGAGCAGGAUAGGCCGAGGGCCGAGCUUUUGUGUGAGCAAGUGCGUGGGACGGAGCGAUUCGCAGAGCGGCUCGCAAACGACUACUUCGCAUCGGGCGAGGUCUGGCCUGCGGUGCUGAAGUGGUUACAGGAGAUGAUGGUCGCCCCAGAAGCAACCCAGGCCCACAGAAACACCAGUUGA